AUGUCUUUUCUCGGUGGGCCAGAGUGCUCGACUGCGGGCAACCCGCUCAGCCAGUUCACAAAGCAUACCCAGGAAGACAACAGCCUGCAGAGAGAUCGUCUUCGAAAUGGAACUCCUCAGGGAGGUAUGGGCGGUUUUAGAAGCGCCGCCCAACAUGGAGCACAGGAUGAGAUGAUGAACGGGUUCCUGCAACAGAAUGGACGAUUACCCGAUAUGCCGCUUGAAGGUAUGAACCAGAUACGAUUAGACCACCCUGCCCAUGGCGUGCAUCUACGAGCCAACUCGACCUCACCCGCGUGGGCCAACGAAUUUCAACACAACCCUCAGGCUGCUAUGGAAUCCGCCUUCAAGGUACCCCAGGGCACGCAAUUCGGCCCCGAAGACUACGCCAAGUUUCAACGAAUCACUGGUCAAUCAAAUUCGUCACGCGCAAGCCCUAUGCCCUCGGGCAUGCAAUAUCAAAGUCCUAUGAUGGGCAUGGGAAUGAUGAACGGCAUGCCUAUGAACUACGGUGUGAGCGGUAUGUACAACGGUCCUAUGUAUCGGCCUGCGCCCCAACAACCUGCAGAGGCGGUGGACCAAGGGAAGGGUAAAGGAAAAGAGAAGGUGGUGGAAUUGGACGACCAGCAAUGGGAAGAACAGUUUCAACAACUAGAGAUUCAGGAACAGCAAACAGGCGAACAGGACGAGGCUGCGGCACUCGAGCCAGAGCUCAACAAGUUGGACGAGGAGAUUCUGAAGUCAGAAACCAACGAGUUCGGAGACUUCGAGUCUCUUUGGAAGGGCAUCUUAGCAGACAAGGCUGCCAAUGCCGUUGAGGAUGAGGAAUGGAUUGUCCAGGAGACGGACCCCAACUGGGCUGACCGUAUCGGAGACUGGGGAUUCGGCAACAACAGGUUAAUCAAUGACCCGGAAGUGGAGAAUUACCUCUUUGAAGAGGAUAACCUCUUCAAGGAAACCGGAAACCCAUUUGAGGAGGGCAUGCGUAUCGUGGACGAGGGUGGCAAUCUUUCUUUGGCCGCUCUUGCUUUCGAAGCCGCCGUCCAAAAAGACCCCACGCACGUGGAAGCGUGGGUGCAGCUCGGUAUGUCUCAGGCUCAGAACGAAAAGGAGACUGCCGCGAUUCGUGCUCUGGAACAGGCCAAAAACCUAGACCCCAAUAACGCCCCUGCGCUCAUGACCUUGGCUGUCUCUUAUACCAACGAAGGCUAUGACAGCAUAGCUUACCGAACCCUGGAGCGGUGGCUCUCCAUCAGAUACCCCUCGGUCAUCGCCCCCGGUGAUCUAUCAUCUCCCUCCGACCUGGGCUUCACCGAGCGCCACCAGCUACAUGACAGGGUGACGCAGCUGUUUAUCAAAGCCGCUUGCCUCAGCCCGAACGGCGAGCAUAUGGACCCCGACGUACAAGUCGGUCUUGGUGUGCUCUUCUAUGGCGCCGAGGAGUACGACAAAGCUGUGGACUGCUUCUCAGCUGCCCUCGCUUCCACGGAACUCGGAGCAUCAAAUCGCCAAAACCAGAAGCACCUCCUUUGGAACCGGCUCGGUGCAACCCUAGCCAACAGCGGUAAGAGCGAGGAUGCCAUCGCCGCCUACGAGAAAGCCCUCACGCUACAACCUAACUUUGUGCGUGCCCGAUACAACCUGGGAGUCAGUUGUAUCAACAUGGGAUGCCACGCCGAGGCUGCAGGCCACCUACUGGCCGCCCUCAACAUGCACAAGACAGUAGAGAAGGAGGGCCGCGAGAAAGCCCGCGAACUUCUGGGCGGAGAUGUGAGCGAUGCCCAGCUCGAGGCCAUGACGACGCAGAACAGGAGUACCAACUUGUACGACACACUCCGUCGUGUGUUCACACAGAUGGGGAGAAGAGAUCUUGCGGAGAAGGUUAUUCCAGGUGUCGAUCCAGAGAGCUUCAGGGGGGAUAUUGACUUUUGA
Messenger RNA from Hypoxylon fragiforme, 1932 nucleotides. RefSeq names its product TPR-like protein. The transcript has 2 exons. The record is from RefSeq and is a predicted model, not a curated record. Gene Ontology annotation, molecular function: protein binding. Gene Ontology annotation, biological process: protein import into peroxisome matrix, docking. The coding region runs from base 1 to 1932 and encodes 643 amino acids. NCBI's taxonomy places the organism in Eukaryota, Fungi, Ascomycota, Sordariomycetes, Xylariales, Hypoxylaceae. Gene Ontology annotation, cellular component: peroxisomal membrane; cytosol.